AUGCAACACGAGGGCUCGAGGGCUGUAGCGCGAGACGUGAACAUGACGUCAGACCACAUUCACAUGUUUGAAACCACCCAUGUUCGAAACUUCGGACGCGUCGGACAAUUCUUCACAUUCUCAGUCGGACUGUUAUACGAACAACAUUCUAUCUUCAUAAUGGAGAAUCCAGUGAAAGAGAUUCCCGGCAUAAUUCACCUCCUUACUCAAUCGCCUCCAUCGAUCCAAUACGAGACGAUCGAAACCUACUUUACCCCGACCGCCAGCUUCACGCACCCAUUCUGCCGCACAGGCAGCCACGACAACUCGCGAUGGCUCAUAGCCGCCAUAUACAGAUGGUACAAGAUCAUGUCACCCCGGAUCGACGUUAGCGUGCAAUCCGUUGCAUUCGACGAAGCGAACCUCACCCUCUACGUGCAAAUCUUUCAAAUCUUCAGGAUAUGGCUGGUGCCAUUCUACUACGCGCCUGUAGAAUUGACCACCGUGCUGAAACUGCGACAUGACAAAGGCGACAACAAAUACUACAUCCACAGCCAGAACGAUCUGUACCAGGUUGAUCAAUGGAUACGGUUCAUCUUGCCGGGAGGGCAUUUGUUGAUUUAUCUGUGGCAUGCGUGGGCGACGUUCUUCUGUGUCGUAGGGGCAUAUCUGCUCAUACCGGUGACUUGGAUUGAGGAGUACAUGGGCUGGGGACAAGGGAACAACGCGGCUUUGGAGAGGCAGAGAAGCAUGAGCGAUAAAGAUAGGGAGUGGAAGUGGCUGGAUGGACGGAGUGAUGAGCGGGUCGUAAUGGAAAGUGAGUUGCGUGGAAAGCUUCUAGGCUAGAGAGUGUUUUGUUGAAUUCAUUUAGAUUCAAAGAGAUUUGUUCAAGGUUGCAUUCAACCUUUC
Messenger RNA from Parastagonospora nodorum SN15, 888 nucleotides. RefSeq lists its product as hypothetical. The record is from RefSeq and is a predicted model, not a curated record. The transcript has 2 exons. The coding region runs from base 1 to 825 and encodes 274 amino acids. Lineage: Eukaryota; Fungi; Ascomycota; Dothideomycetes; Pleosporales; Phaeosphaeriaceae.